Molecule: messenger RNA, 4888 nt
Organism: Cololabis saira (Pacific saury)
Lineage: Eukaryota; Metazoa; Chordata; Actinopteri; Beloniformes; Belonidae
Product: dystroglycan 1-like
Exons: 3
Coding region: 633-3305 (890 amino acids)
Biological process (GO): nerve development; axon guidance; morphogenesis of an epithelium
Cellular component (GO): dystrophin-associated glycoprotein complex; dystroglycan complex; sarcolemma
Molecular function (GO): laminin binding; calcium ion binding
Source: RefSeq, a predicted model, not a curated record
CACAGACACCAAAAACUUCAAGACUAAAGUCACUGGCUCACAAUUACUUGUGAUAAAAAAAAAAAAAAUGUUUUUUUAGUUAUAAUCAGAAUAAAACAUAGUGUUAUAGAACUAGGAGGGGGGGCCAGCUUGUGCAUGAGUUUACAUUUUUUACCUGCAGCCCUACACAUGACCAGGGAGGCGGGGUUCUGCUGGGACACAGCCGGCCCAAACCUGCCGACCUGAGUGAGGAGGAGGACAGCAAAGGAGGGGUAGCCAGAGAGAAGAAAACACCGUCCCCCCAGCUUUGUUUAUCCACCUACAUAUCACACUUUUUAGAGGAGCGCUGGAGGAAGACGCGCCCGUUUUCACGGCAUGUGCGACAUCUGCGCUCCGCGUUCACGAGAGGAGCCAUUCCGGCGCGGCUGAGCGGACGAGGGCUCGCUAACAAGUGAGCUGACAUGGCUGUCUGACAGGCUGCCAAAGAGCUCUUCAUGGAUCACAGUGGACAACAAAGAGAAACUGCUGCAUUUGUGAGCAUAGCCAAUCACUAGAGAAUCUGAUCCAGAAGCAUAUCAUCAGACUGACUUAAGUGCACGUGGCCUUUUCAGUUGUUCAUCAACAUCUGUUGGGCAGCCCAAAGGUUUAUUACUAUGCGCUUGAAACAGAGGGGUAUGAGCUGUGGCGAUGCAAGGAGCAGGCUUUAUUCUUGCAGAACUCUACUUGUGGUGAUGGUGCUUCUGGCCACCCUGGUCCAAGGCUCUGUGCCAGAACAGCAAGAGACACUGGUGGACAUGAUUUCUGUGGAGUUAGAGGCCUCUAUGCAGUCUUCUGUGCUCUCUGAGCUCCAGGCUGCAGCAUCAUCGGUAGAUGAAGGGCCGCCAACAGCUCUUCCAGAUUUCUCUGCAAAGAAUGUGGGAGGGCACACCAACAUCCCCGACUCCUCAGCAAUCGUAGGUCAAGUGUUCCAGCUGAAGGUUCCACCAGGACCUACUCAAGCAAGCUGCAGUGUCCAUCUCACUGAGAUGGGAAAAAAGACGCUACCUUCUUGGCUAUACUGGGACAAAGAAAACUGCAUUCUAAAAGGGUUGGCUCUGGAGCAAGACAGGGGUGUAUAUCAUAUCUUGGUAUCAGGUGAAGAUAUAACUGAGAAGACAAGCAGCCAAAGUUAUCCCAGUACAGCAUUCUCUAUUGAAGUAUACCCAGAAGAACGGGCUGAAACUGAACCCACCCUGCUUCCUCUACAGUCUGAUAUAAGUGGCCUACAACCUUUCACCUGUGGCUCUGAGGAGCCCGUCACUGUUCUCACUGUCAUAUUGGAUGCUGAUUUGACAAAGAUGUUUGCCGAACAGAGGGUCAAUUUGCUGGGUAUUAUGAGAAAAUUCUCCCAUGUGCCCCUGGAGCACAUGAGAGUGGUCCCUGUUGUCAACAACCGCUUAUUUGACAUGUCUGCUUUCAUGGCUGGACCAGGAAAUGCUAAGAAAGUGGUUGAGAAUGGGGCCCUACUGUCAUGGAAAGUUGGAUGUGCCCUGGACUAUAGCAGCAUUCCUGACAUCAGCAGUGUCCAAUCCUCAGCAAAGGAUGGGACAAUGUCAGCCAGGCUGGGUUACCCAGUGGUUGGUUGGCACAUUGUCAACAAAAAACCUCAUGGAUUGAAACGGGUUAGAAGGCAGUUGUACAAUACUCCUACUCCAGUGCCGUCCCUGCUUCCUCCAACUGUUUACCAAGAGCCCUUCACACGUAUUGUUCCUACCCCAACUUCACCCUCCAUUGCUCCAGCAACAGAGUAUCCUGCUCCUCCUGUUCGAGGCCCUUUGCCUCUUCCAGUGAAGCCUACCAUGAGGGUCCGAGAUCAGAUGGCCCAUACACCUGCCUUUGGACCUCCGCAACCCACCAGAGUAUUAGGAACUACAAGCACUGUCUCAAUCCAACCUACCAUGACUCGGCCUACAAUUGUGGAAGCUACUGCUUUGCCAACAACACCGAGCACCACUAAAAGACCCAAACCCUCUACCACAAAGAAACCAAGGAAAAUCAAAAUCUCUACCGCAUCUCCCCGAGAACCAAAAUCAACCACCACCAAACCCCCCAGGCGAACAACCCCACUUUCUCUGGCGCCAGACUUGAAUCAGAUCCCAGAGAUCCGCAACCCCAUUGAUCAAGUGACCGCAUGGGUUGGCACGUACUUUGAGGUUAAAAUUGCAUCCGAUGCAUUCUAUGACAGAGAGGAUGGUACCACUGACAAUCUACGUUUGACUUUGAGGAACAAUCCAAAAGAUGCAGUGAAUGAAACAUCGUGGAUCCAGUUCAAUAGCACUAUCCAGCUUUUGUAUGGUCUUCCGGAGGAGCAGCACGAAGGAACCCAUGAGUAUUUCAUGUUGGCCACUGAUAAAGGAGGGAAAAGCAUCAUGGAUGCAUUUGAGGUCAGAGUCAACCGCUGGUCUAACAGUGACAAACCAUCAGUUGUGUUUGUAGCCCGUUUUCAUGGUGACCCUAAAACUUUAAGCAAUGAUGUCCACAAAAAGAUCCUUUUGACCAAAAAGUUGGCUUAUGCCCUUGGUGAUCGAAAUAGCAGCACAGUGACCCUGAGGAGCAUCACUAAGGGCUCCAUUGUUGUUGAAUGGACCAAUAACAGCCUACAGCAGAGCUUUUGUCCAAAGGAUCAGAUCACAGUUCUCAGUAACAGAAUCUCAGAUCUCCAAGGAACACCCAAACUGGCCUUCAUCAAAGCAAUGGAGCCAGAAUUCAAACCUAUUAACAUCUCUGUUCGUGGUACCAAUGAAUGUCAGCGGUACACAUUCAUCCCACCUGGAGAGAUCUCUGUUCCUGUUAUUACCCCAGCUACACCUGCCCCAGGAACAGGCCGUAGGAGCACUGACGAUGUUUACCUUCAUACAGUCAUUCCCGCUGUUGUAGUGGCAGCCCUGCUUCUCAUAGCUGGGAUCAUUGCCAUGGUCUGCUAUAGAAAGAAACGCAAAGGUAAGAUGACCAUAGAGGAACAGGCCACUUUCAUCAAGAAGGGAGUUCCGAUAAUAUUUGCAGAUGAAUUGGAUGAUUCCAAGUCACCUCCAUCAUCCAGCAUCCCUCUUAUCCUGCAAGAAGAAAAGCCCCCACUUCCUCCUCCAGAGUACCCCAACAUGGCUGGCCCCCACAGCACCCUGCUCAACCAGGAUCUGCUGGAGGAGUACUCGGUUUAUCAAGAUGAUGAUCCAAAUGCCCCACCAUACCAGCCCCCGCCACCAUUUACUGUCCCCAUCGAGGGUAAAGGCUCCCGUCCUAAGAACAUGACGGCAUACAGGUCACCACCUCCCUAUGUGCCCCCCUAAUGCACACUGGAGCUUUCAGCCUGGAAAGCGGGUGCACUGUAGGGAUUCUUCUCAGAAACUACUCCAGGAGUAAUUAUAAUUGUGUUCAAUGAAAUGGCUUUGACUUUGUAGAGGAGCAGGCAACCAUAUAUAUCUGACCAUCAUGGCUAAGACAAUGUUAAGGUACAAUUCUGCUAUUGUCACAUGACAAAUGGAUGGAGAAUAAUUUGUAUUUCCAGCACUUUUUUUUUUCCUCCUGUCCUUCAGAUCUGCUUUUGACUUCUUGCAUUUUCUUUUUUUCUCGUUCUGCCAAGAGGAGUCAUUUUAUCUUCAAUGAUGUACUAUUUCUAUUGUAUAGAAAAUGAUAAAGCAGCAGGAAAGAUGUCCACAAGGCCUUUUGUGCAGAUGUCACCAUGACAACAGACUUAAGGCUCUCCAUCACAAUGUUAAUCUUUAUGAGUUCUAAAUCAUUCUUAUCUGCCCUUGAGCUAGGUUUACUAAGAUUUUGCGCCUGUUAUUUCUAGAGGUGAUGAAAUACAAAGUGGCAAACUGAAAGCAUGAAACAUUUUAUUUACAGAUUUUUUUUUUUUAAUUUUCUCAGGCAUUGAUCUUCCUUGUGUUAGUUUCCUCCCUCUUGACAAUAACAUGCAGACCUUGCACUUAUGCAAAUUCUUGUUAAACCUUGCACUAUGUGUCCUGCACGAUUUUAAAAAGUAAAAUAAAAAAUAAGUGAUAGGCCAGUAAGAAGGGGGAAAAAUAUUUGUUCCUUUGAACUCGCCACAUAACCGAAAUUCUUCUGGUGUUUGAUCACAAAGGUUAUUACUCUGAUCAUGGCUGUCAUAACUGUAGUCUAAUUUCUUUUUAUCUUCUUUUUUUCUUUUCCUUUUGUGCCACUGAAGCUGCCUGUAAGAUGAUUGGUUUUGCUGUUGCCAAGGUGAUGUCUGUGGUCAUAAGGCAAACCUUAUAGGGUUGCUACAACACUGACAAAGGGGCCAUUGGAAUGCUGUGGUUCACAGCAGGCUGAGAAUCUUUUAAUGAAGUGGAUCCACCGUCUUGUGUUCAGUUGGUUUUAAUGGCGUGAGGGGUGGGUGGGCAUAGAGUACUGUAUUAUCACUGCUCUGUUUCUAGGUGUUGCACUGCUAGGUUUAGUGCACCGCCUGUUGUCAUUUCAGAUGAGGCAUGGGGUACACGGGGAUGUACAUAUUGUGUGCCUGUGAAAUCAAACAACUUCAUGAUGUUAAUGUUUUAUCAGUAAACUUAGUUGGGAAGGGGGGCUGAGUGGGGGGGAAAAAUGAUUUUAUUUUUCAAUUGUAUGUCUAGAUUUAUGAUCACAGUCCAUAAGAAAAAAAUAAAACAAAAAACUUAUAGUUUGUGAGGGUAUAAAAGAUUGUUUACUUGACCAUCACAGAAAACGUUAUGCAUCAUCUCAGUGUGAUGGGGGAACAAAUAAACCACAACAAUAUGUGAAUUAUGUACAUUUCAUAUCUGAUAUCACCAUAAGAAAAAUGGUUAAAAAAAUCUAAUGUUUUUACUGAGUUUUUGAUACAGUCUUAAACUUGUUUUAUGAAAAUGUAUUAAUAAAAUGUAAUACUAUUUGUAAAGCC